Molecule: messenger RNA, 2015 nt
Organism: Carassius gibelio (silver crucian carp)
Lineage: Eukaryota; Metazoa; Chordata; Actinopteri; Cypriniformes; Cyprinidae
Gene: rag2
Product: recombination activating gene 2
Exons: 2
Coding region: 164-1756 (530 amino acids)
Biological process (GO): V(D)J recombination
Cellular component (GO): nucleus; DNA recombinase complex
Molecular function (GO): sequence-specific DNA binding; protein binding
Source: RefSeq, a predicted model, not a curated record
GUUACAGGCAGUUAACCUCAAGAUGAGCUAGUCAACCUUCACAAACACUGAACCUCUUCCACAGUCACUAAGCCAUUUGCUUUAAUAUCUCAAAUAAAAGUUAGCAGCACCACACAGCUCUCAGUUUUCGGAGUGCAUUGACCAAAAGUUCUUUGCAAAAAAGAUGACCUUACAGCCUCUGACUGCUGUGAACUGUGCUGGCCUUAUGCAACCAGGCUUCUCCUUAUUAGAGCUGGAUGGUGACGUUUACCUCUUUGGUCAAAAGGGCUGGCCAAAACGCUCAUGUCCAACUGGAAUAUUUGGUGUACGCAUAAAAAACGGAGAACUUAAGCUGCGUGCCAUUUCAUUUUCAAACAACUCUUGUUAUCUCCCUCCCCUCCGAUGUCCUGCGAUAGCUCAUGUUGAGCCUCAUGAUGGCAGUCCUGAGUGUUACCUCAUUCAUGGUGGCCGAACACCCAACAAUGAGCUGUCCUCAAGUCUCUACAUGUUAAGUGUAGACAGCAGAGGAUGUAAUCGCAAAGUCACACUGUGCUGUCAAGAAAAAGAGCUGGUUGGAGAUGUUCCUAGUGCUCGAUACGGCCACACCCUCAGCGUGAUCCUUAGCCGAGGGAAGACCGCCUGCGUUUUGUUUGGCGGCAGGUCCUACAUGCCCCCCACCGAAAGGACCACGGAAAACUGGAACAGCGUGGUGGACUGUCCACCACAAGUCUUUCUUAUCGACCUAGAGUUUGGUUGCUGUACGGCCCACACCCUCCCCGAGCUCACGGACGGCCAGUCUUUUCACGUAGCUCUUGCGAGAGAGGACUGUGUCUACUUCCUUGGCGGUCACAUUCUCAACUCUGAUUGCCGACCACCUCGUUUGAUCCGCCUACGUGUAGAGCUUCUCUUAGGAAGCCCUAUCCUCACCUGUACUGUUCUUCAUGAAGGUCUCACCAUUACCAGUGCCAUAGUUGCUCCUGUUGGCUAUCAUGAGUACAUAGUUUUGGGCGGCUACCAGUCUGAGACUCAGAAGCGCAUGGAGUGCACAUACAUUGGCCUGGAUGAUGUCGGAGUCCACAUGGAGCCUCGUGAACCUCCUCAGUGGACCAGUGAGGUAACCCACAGCCGUACUUGGUUUGGUGGCAGCCUGGGCAAAGGAAGUGCCUUGAUUGCAAUCCCCUCUGAAGGAAACCCAGCUCCACCAGAUGCUUACCAUUUCUAUCAGGUGAACUUCCAGAAGGAACAAGAUGGAGAAACAUCAGCUCAGGGAUGCAGCCAGGAGUCCACUGAUUUUGAGGACUCUGCACCUUUGGAAGACUCUGAGGAGCUAUACUUUGGAAGAGAACCUCAUGAGCUGGAGAAUAGCAGUGAUGGAGAGGGUGACACCUACAACGAGGAAGACGAGGAGGAUGAAUCUCAGACAGGCUAUUGGAUCAAGUGCUGUCUAACCUGCCAGGUGAACCCUAACACCUGGGAGCCAUACUACUCUACUGAGCUCACCAGACCUGCCAUGAUCUUCUGCUCUAGAGGCGAAGGUGGACACUGGGUCCAUGCCCAGUGCAUGGAGCUCCCUGAAAGCCUUUUGCUUCGCCUUUCUCAAGACAACUGCAAGUACUUCUGCUUGGAUCACAGAGUCCUGCCCAUGCAGGAGAUGACUCCACCACGCCAGAUAAUGCCAGUGAAGAGAGUCCCAAUGAAAAUGACCCAUCGCAAAGCUCCUGUUUCAAUGAAAAUGACCCCAGCUAAGAAGAGCUUUUUGCGGAGACUUUUUGACUGAAAUGUUGUUCUGUUCUGUUAUAUCAUAAAAAUGUGUUUUAAUUGUUUUAUAUUAACAGAAAUUGGAUGGUUUCGUUUUUUCACAGAAAUAACAGAAAUUUAUCGUUAAUUGAAUGAAUUUGCUUACAGCAGUAUUAAGAAACUAAAAGCAUUUUUUACCAGACUUGUUUGAUAUUGUUAAACUGAUGAUUUAUGUCUUUUUUAAAAUGGGGGAAGCUUGUGGUUCUUUUUUCUUCAUAAAUAAAGAGAAAUAAUUUUAA